Molecule: messenger RNA, 645 nt
Organism: Dichotomopilus funicola
Lineage: Eukaryota; Fungi; Ascomycota; Sordariomycetes; Sordariales; Chaetomiaceae
Exons: 4
Coding region: 1-645 (214 amino acids)
Cellular component (GO): membrane
Source: RefSeq, a predicted model, not a curated record
AUGGUCACAUCCGCAAAAUACCUCGUCCAAAUUGCCCAAGCGGCUGCAACAGCGGUUGUGCUUCCCACAACCCACGCCAUCCUUUUUGCUCAUGCAAACGGAGAGAAGUUGAUUCAAGCAGCUAUUGACUUCGGCCACCACGCGGCUUAUGGUGCUUUCAAAUACGUCACGGUGCACCCAGAGCACAUGUCUGCCAUUUCAACGGUGGAUAGCGGCGGGGUUCUGGAUCUUCCGGGCGUCAACAGCAUUACAGUUCUGGGCAAGGUCGACUUCACCCCCAUUUUGCAGAUGGCAGAGCAGCUUGUGAAGCUAACACAGCAGCUUGGGCAUGAGAUCAUUGAAUUCAUCAAAGAACAUCCAGUUCAGACCGUUAUAAUCGUCGCUGGCGUUAUUUUGAUCAUCAAUCCAGGCGGUGUCGCUAUGCCACUCCUCAAAAUCGCCGGGUUUGGCGAAGGGGGCGUCAUUGGUCAAUCAAUAGCUUCCUGGAUCCACAGCAUGAUCGGAAACGUGAGCGCCGGGAGCUUAUUCGCUCUUUUGCAGAGCGCUGGAGCUGGCGGUGCGGGCGUGAAUGGAGCCGUGACGGGCAUUGGCAUAACCCUCACGGGUCUCGGUGCGGGUGGGGAUCGGCUGGCCUCGAAGCUGUAA